Saccoglossus kowalevskii is the source of this 6861-nucleotide messenger RNA. RefSeq lists its product as uncharacterized. Gene Ontology annotation, molecular function: Notch binding; calcium ion binding. Gene Ontology annotation, biological process: Notch signaling pathway. Lineage: Eukaryota; Metazoa; Hemichordata; Enteropneusta; Harrimaniidae. The record is from RefSeq and is a predicted model, not a curated record.
AUGUGGGAAAAAGAAGACCCGGAAAACUUCGUUUACCAGAACGUUUUUCAAGAGGGUGCAAUUAAAGAAAGAUGCAUAGACUACAUCACGAUCACUUGGCUGGUGGAAGGCGAUCCACUCUCUUCGCCAGGAUAUGUUAUUUUCAUAUCACCACCGACUGUGGAAGGAAACUUCACGUUUAUAAUUGAGCAAGAAGACCUGAGUACCCUCUUCGAUCCAGCAUCUGGCUUUCUUGAGUACACAUUAUCUACAGUGGAACAGGGAGUUACGUAUGAAAUUGCGGUUGUUCUGCUAGAUGGGAUAGGAGGGGCUCUCGAUAGUAUUCUACUCGUGAGUGAUGACAUAUGCGUACAAGAACUGGAUCCAUGUCUCAAUGGUGGCACGUGUUGUGAUGAUGGCGAGGAGUAUAUAUGCUACUGUACUGAGGGUUAUGAAGGAAAUGAAUGUCAAAACGAUGUUGAUCCAUGUGAUCCAGAUCCCUGUCUAAAUGGAGGAAUAUGUAUUGAACAGGAAACAGGAUAUCUGUGCAGCUGUCCUGAGGGUUCUGAAGGCAACCACUGUGAAGAAUUGGUACUGGUAGAAAUUGAUUAUUUAACGAUCGACACUUAUCCUACGUGUACAACUGUUCUUAUCACAUGGGAAGCACAAGAUGCGGGUCUCACACCCGAACGUUAUGAAGUAUGGGGAUAUCCACUGGGACCCCCAUCUCCUGAAUUACUGUGUGGAUGUGAACACCCAACCACCCAGUGUUUGGCCGAGGGAUUAGAACGUAGUUCAACAUAUUUAUUUGUGGUGAAAAGUAUAGCUGGCGAUGAAGAGGUAGAUAGCGUUGAAACGACAUUCAGAACAACAGAUUACUUUCCCAUUGGUAUAACAACAGUGGAAUACACUAUAGUUGAGAAUGCUGUACUUACGGAUAAGUGCAAGUUUAAUGUCACUGUUAAAGAAAGGGGAUUAUGUAUUGCAUAUGGCGAUCCCCAUUAUAUUAUGUUCAGUGGUGCAUCGUACGACUAUCAAGGUGCAUGUACCUACUUGCUGGUCGGAAUCAGUUCCUCUGCUUCACCAAAUUUCAACGUCACCGCUUUGAAUGUGCCAUUUGAAGAAAACACGGACGUCACUGUCAUCAAAGAAGUGAACAUGACAACUAUUCACACUGAAAUUUCGCUAAAAGAAGGAGGUGAGGUAAGGGUGGACGGAAUAACUGUACGUUUACCAAUGACUCCAGAGCCAGGGUUGCAUAUCAUGAGGAGUGGUACAUCUGUGGUCAUAACUACUGACAACGGUGUGUACAUCAGCUAUGAUGGUUAUCACUAUGCUGUCAUAAAAAUACCAGCUGAUCCCUAUAAAUUCAAAUCAAAUGGAUUAUGUGGAUUGUUUGGUGGAGACGGUUACAUCAAGCCAGGAGGUGAAGAGGCUGAUGAUAUCAACGACUUUGGUGAUAGCUGGGCCACUCAUGAAGUAUGUGACCCAACUUCUACUACUAUUCCUGAAUGUCCAACUGGGUAUGGAACAGACACAUGUGAAAUCAUUAUCGACCCUGACGGCCACUUUGGUGACUGCCAUGACGUGAUAGAUCCGACUAUGUACUAUGAUUCGUGUCUUUACGAUUACUGUGCUACCAACGAGUACUGCCCUGUGAUUGAAGCAUAUUCCAACGACUGUUCAGAUAAAGGAGUUGAAGUGGGUGACUGGAGAGAUGAAGAAUUCUGUCCCUUGGAAUGUGGCAACAACAUGAUUCAUCGUAAAUGUGGUAACCCAUGUGUGGAUACGUGUGUAGAACCCGAAGCUAGCGACCAUUGUCUGAUGACAGACUGUGUUGAAGGAUGUUUCUGUCCUAAUGGUACUGUACUUAAUGAUGACAAAUGCACUGACCCUUUGCAAUGUGGAUGUAGAGCGAAUGGGCGAUAUUAUCAGAUUGGUGACACCAUUGUUGUCCCGGGCUGUACAGAUGUAUGCGAGUGUACAGAAGAUCAUAGCUUGGUUUGCACACCCAUGACAUGUGAUGAGAAUGCUUCUUGUGUCAUUGUGGAUGGCAUACGGGGAUGUACCUGUGAUGCACCUAAUUAUGAAGGCAAUGGGUUGAACUGCAGCGAAAAGUGUGCUGAUCCUGGUAGUCCAACCAAUGGUGGUCAAAAUGAAGAUCAUGAAUACCCAGUAUCUGAUGGAACUGAAGUAUCAUUCUAUUGUGAUACUGGUUAUGCCCUUUAUGACACUGAUACCGAAACAUGUCUUGAUGAAGUAGUAAGUAUGUGUAUAGAUGGAGAGUGGACAGAACCUGUGCCAACAUGCCAACCUACUUGUGAAGACCCUGGGCAACCAGAGAAUGGAAAACAAGAUGAUGAAUACGAGUAUCCUGUAUGUGAGGGAACAGUGAUUGGUUAUGUUUGUGAUGACCUUUACGAAGUGAUAGGUUCACCAUCAAGUACUUGUGAAGAUGGACAAUGGACAACCCCACCACCAGAAUGUCGUGCUGGCGGAUGUGAUGAUCCCGGGUCACCAGAUAAUGGACACCAAGUUGAUGAGUACACAUAUCCAGUUCCAUCUGGCACUAUCGUACGAUUUUGCUGUGAUGAUGGCUAUGUUGUGAAUGGAGAACAAGCAAUUAUUUGUGGCAAAGAUGGUACAUGGUUUGGUGAGCUUCCUACAUGUGAACCAACGUGUAGUGAUCCUGGUGCUCCAGAGAAUGGUUAUCAGGUUGAAGAAUACGACUAUCCUGUUUUAACGAACACCACAGUCACAUUUGAGUGUAAUGAUGGCUAUGAGAGACAUGGCAAAGGUUAUACGCAAUGUCAGGAUACUAUUUGGGAACCUCCGGUGGAUGACACUUAUUGCACGGAGCUUGAGGAGUGUUGCAGUGAUCCUUGUCAAAAUGGCGGAACGUGUAUAGAUGGUACGGAUAGAUAUGACUGCCUUUGUCCUCGAGGAUUUGAUGGUCACAACUGUGAACAAGAAUACAGUGUAUGUUAUGUCUGGGGCGAUCCACAUUAUAUCACAUAUGACGGGGUCAAGUAUGACUUCCAGGGAGACUGUAUUUACAUCCUAUCAGAAAGUGCUACCUAUGAGAUGACGUCAUUUAGAGUCCUGGCAAACAAUGAAGCAUUCCAAGCAAGAGACGAAACGCUAAGUGUCACACAAGAAUUGAUAGUGAUAGUUUAUGGACAGGAAGUUCGUCUUAUGAGAGGAAGGAACGUGAAAGUAAAUGGAGAGCAAGUUACUUUGCCAUAUACUGUAUCACCAGAGAUUGAAGUGAGAGUCACUGGAAGCUACAUCAGUGUCUUUGUUGAUUUCGGCCUAGUAGUUAGGUGGGACGGCUACCACCAUGGUGAUGUCAAAGCACCAGGAAUGUACAAAGGUGGUUUGAGAGGUCUAUGUGGUAACUUCAAUGAUUAUCCAGAAGAUGAUUUCACUGACACUGAGGGUAGACUAAUACCAUCUGAAAUGGAACACUCCCAUCGUGCAGCAAUGUUUGGUAAUACCUGGGUAGCAAACGAAGAAGAAUGUGAUUCCCAUGCAGGUGGCUGUAAUCCAUGUGCCGAAGAUAUCGACGUAGCAACCGAAGCUCAUGAAUUGUGUUCAGUGUUCACAGAUAAAAAUGGACCAUUUGCCGUGUGCCACGAUGCCAUUGACCCGGAAGAUUUCUUCUCAUCGUGUAUGUUUGAUCUAUGUGCUAAAUUACCAGAUCUGGGUGGAUUGUGCAUGAACGCUGAAGUAUAUGCACAAGUCUGUCUUGACAUCGGAAUUCAGUUGAUUGGAGACGUGAUGACCUAUGUCUUUGGAGAGACUAUAACCUUGGAAAAAUGCGACGAAGAUUGCACUUGUCGGGAAGAUGGUGUCGUUGAUUGUGUGGCCAUUAGAUGUGAUCCCAGUGCAUACUGUGGAGAAAAAGACGGGGUCCAUGGAUGUCAUUGUAACGAUGGCUAUCAAGGAAAUGGCAAACGUUGUAUAGAUACAGAUGAAUGUCUGAGUGACCCAUGUCACAAUGGAGGGACCUGUAUUGAUGAAGUAGAUGGAUAUCAGUGUGAAUGUUCAGAUGGAUGGGAAGGAGAUAAUUGUGAUUCUGAUAUAGAUGAAUGUCAGAGUAACCCAUGUCACAAUGGAGGAACGUGUAUCGAUGGAGUGAAUGGAUAUCAUUGUGAAUGUGCAGAUGGAUGGGAAGGAGACAAUUGUGAUUCUGACAAAGAUGAAUGUCUCAGUGAUCCUUGUCAUAAUGGUGGGACAUGUGUUGAUGACAUGAACGGAUACACUUGUCAAUGUCCGAAUGGAUUCGGUGGCGACCAGUGUGAUUUAGAUACAGAUGAAUGUCAGAGUUACCCCUGUCACAAUGGUGGGACCUGUAUUGAUGAAGUGAACGGAUAUCGGUGUGAUUGUGCAGAUGGAUGGGAAGGAGAAAAUUGUGAUUAUGUCUCAGAUAAAGAUGAAUGUCAGAGUGACCCAUGUCACAAUGGAGGGACUUGUAUUGAUGAAGUGAACGGAUAUCAGUGCAAUUGUGCAGAUGGAUGGGAAGGAGACAAUUGUGAUUCGGAUAUAGAUGAAUGUCAGAGUAACCCAUGUCACAAUGGAGGGACCUGUAUUGAUGAAGUGAAUGGAUAUCAUUGUGAUUGUGCAGAUGGAUGGGAAGGAGACAAUUGUGAUUCUGAAAUAGAUGAAUGUCAGAGUGACCCAUGUCACAAUGGAGGGACCUGUAUUGAUGAAAUGGACGGAUAUCAUUGUGAUUGUGCAGAUGGAUAUGAAGGAGACAAUUGUGAUUCUGAUACAGAUGAAUGUCAGAGUGACCCCUGUCACAAUGGAGGGACCUGUAUUGAUGAGGUGAACGGAUAUCAGUGUGAAUGUGCAGAUGGAUGGGAAGGAGAAAAUUGUGAUUAUGUCUCAGAUACAGAUGAAUGUCAGAGUGACCCCUGUCACAAUGGAGGGACCUGUAUUGAUGAAGUGAACGGAUAUCAGUGCAAUUGUGCAGAUGGAUGGGAAGGAAACAAUUGUGAUUCGGAUAUAGAUGAAUGUCAGAGCGACCCCUGUCACAAUGGAGGGACCUGUAUUGAUGAAGUGAAUGGAUAUCAUUGUGAUUGUGAAGAUGGAUGGGAAGGAGACGAUUGUGAUUCUGGUUACUACUGUUCUAGCAACCCAUGUCCAAAUGGUGCAAGUUGCAGGGACAUAACGUUGGGAUAUGAAUGUAUCUGUUUGUCAGGAUAUACAGGCUCAAACUGUGAAACAGAUAUAGAUGAAUGUCAAAGUGACCCCUGUCACAAUGGAGGGGCCUGUAUUGAUGAAGUAAACGGAUAUCAUUGUGAUUGUGCAGAUGGAUGGGAAGGAGACCAUUGUGAUUCUGAUAUAGAUGAAUGUCAGAGUGAUCCAUGUCACAAUGGAGGAACCUGUAUUGAUGAAAUGGACGGAUAUCAUUGUGAUUGCGCAGAUGGAUAUGAAGGAGACAAUUGUAAUUCUGAUAUAGAUGAAUGUCAGAGUAACCCAUGUCACAAUGGAGGUACCUGUAUUGAUGAAGUGAAUGGAUAUCAUUGUGAUUGUGCAGAUGGAUGGGAAGGAGACAAUUGUGAUUCUGAUAUAGAUGAAUGUGCUAGUGACCCCUGUCAUAAUGGCGGAACUUGUGUUGAUGGAGUCGAUGGAUACAUAUGCCAGUGUGACGGUGCCUGGGGAGGUGUCCACUGUGAUUUAGCACAUCCUUGUAAAUCCAACGGUACAAUCUACCCAAAUGGUACUACAGUGCAGUAUGGAAAUUCCUGUGAUGACUGUGUUUGUUUCAAUGGAAUGGUUGAAUGUACUUAUUACUGGGGCGAGCCCACCAUGUGCACUAGUGACAGCGACUGCCCAAUUGGUCUGACGUGUCAAGCCCAGGAAUCGGAAUGUCUUCAGGACACCAUUUGUGAUGAUGUACUUAUCUGCAAGGGUGAAGAGGCCGCUCAACAGAGUGUUGAAGAUGGUGCACCGUGCGCUGGACAUUAUUCUGGCACUAUAUCUGAGUGUGGUGUUAUGGAUAUACAAUACGAUCUCUCUGAAAUUUGGUCGACUACGGUUACGGCAUUGUGCGGAGAUCUAAUGAAGUACCUCGAGCAAACUAUAGAGAAUUUUCCGAAUUGCACCCGGAUGAAUUGUUUUAACUAUGAAGAUAUCCAGGAAACGCAGCGUAGAAAACGAUCUGAUGUAUUAGACACACGCACUCAGCUUGAAAUUAAAAUGAGCGACGAUGACGGUGACACAACCAUGGCAACGCUCGCACUAAUGAAUAAAGUAGAGGAAACUUUACUGACAGGCAAGAAAGAAGGCACUUUACCUGGCGGUCUUUCAGCAAUGGAACAGGUCGUAGUUAUUGUGGACGGUGGAGAAGAACUAAAGACACCAGUUAAGGACGAUAAUGAAGCACUUUGGAAUAUUCUACUUGUGGUGGCUAUUUUACUAUUAUUAAUACUAGUGUUAGUGAUUCUGGUAAUCUUGGUCAGACAACGCAAUAGUGGAACGGGUAAGACGAAAUCCAACGAAAGCAAUCACAACGUCCUAGAUGACCUAACUGUUUCCGAAACGUGGUCCAGCAAUCGUCCUAGAUCCCCCGAGCGUGAUUACUAUACUAGAACGAUGGAAGCAGCUCAAGGCCGAGGUGACAUCCCAGUGUCCGAAUACUCACAUCACGAGUCUUUGUCUGGUUGGCCAUACGAUCCCAACACCAACGAUGAUACGCCCCGCGGUUCACUGUCGCGGCCGGUGGUAAUGGCCGGAGAAGAGUAUAUGGAACAACCUAGCCAACGCUUGUUACGUAUGUGGAUACCUAAGGCAGAGGACAAUAUUUAUAGCCCUUCUCCUACAGUUGAUUCUCAACCAAGAUCUGAGGAUGAUGAAGAGGAAUUGCCAAUAUUCUGA